AUGCGCCUGAUUCUUCCCUUCACGCUCCUCCUCCUCCUCGGCCGGUUCUCAAGGGGGCCGCAUGAUGCCACAGGUCUCAUCUUCACCCGAGAAGUCGACCUGCCGAGUGGAUACGACUUGGACGUGUCCAAACAGGAGAGCAAUGAGCGAGGCAGCGAAGGAGAGAUUGAAGUGGCCACAUGGCUAAAUGCACAGGUAAUCAAGGCGUCUGGUCGAAUUUGUCAAGCUCUAGUUCUUGCAGAGUAG
Messenger RNA from Echinococcus granulosus, 246 nucleotides. RefSeq lists its product as hypothetical. The coding region runs from base 1 to 246 and encodes 81 amino acids. The record is from RefSeq and is a predicted model, not a curated record. The transcript has 2 exons. NCBI's taxonomy places the organism in Eukaryota, Metazoa, Platyhelminthes, Cestoda, Cyclophyllidea, Taeniidae.